Messenger RNA from Heterotrigona itama, 1267 nucleotides. The record is from the annotation of a GenBank genome assembly. NCBI's taxonomy places the organism in Eukaryota, Metazoa, Arthropoda, Insecta, Hymenoptera, Apidae.
CGUAUAAUUCAUUAGAAGAUAAAAUGCACGAACGGUAUAUAAUACUGGGGAUUAUUCUUUUAUUCUAUGCCUUUAGAAUCUUUUAAUGUUUCAGGGACAAGUAAACUUUUCCCCCCCAGUGACGUGAAGUUGCGAGCGAAGAGAAACAACUAAUAGUCAAAUGUUCGAUAUAUAAUACCGAAACUGAAGUUUCUCUCUUUAAUGAAUUUUUAAUCAGAGAUAUUUUCAAUCCAACAUUUUUUUUUUUAAUUACUCAGUAACAUGUCCAAGCAUAUUGUCGGUCAGUAAGCCUCGUACAAUGAUAAAUCAAGAAGUAUUAUGACGUCUGUGUAUCUUAACACUAUGCAAAGUAGCAGAGAGGCAAGAAGAACCAAUCAUGGACAUUUCGGUUGGUUAUACCAGACAGUAAUUUUUAACAAGGUCCUAUGCCAAGAAAAGAAUGUUAAACCAUUGCCCGCCGUACAAGCAUAUUUAUCAGAGGGUUGUUUACGAUUCUGCGUGGAUCGCGUGGCCUUGAAAGAUUGGCCCCCAAUAUUGAAAAGUAUCGCCGAGAAUCGAAGUCUGUCGAAAAUCAAUGUCUAUAGCCGAUGCCGUUGCAAACGAGUACGAGAGAAAGUGAAUACGGAGGAGAAGCUUGAGAAAUUAUGGUAAUUCUGAACGUCAGAGAAAUUUAAUCGAACGUUAUAGAAAUGUAAAACUGGGAGACACGAAAGGGACUUUUGAACGAAGUAAAAAGCGACGACACAUAAAGACAGAUUGUUACUGCGAAAAGUUACGAAAUCGUUGCGUGGGAAAUAACGACUUGUCUUAAAUGCUCAGAUAUGUAAAAACUUGAACCGAGGUACUUAUGAGAAUGGAAUUUAGAGAAUCGCUUGAACUCCUUGCAUCCCCAAGCUUAAACUUCCCAAGCUUUGCUUUAACAUUCCAGUGCCAUUUUUCUGUGUAGCAUAGAUAUUCUGAAGUACUUCAAUGUUAAUUCUUCUUGUCUCACAAUUAAUGGUCAAAAUAAUACAAAAUUGUAGAAACUUUUAUUUCUGUAUUGCCAGAAUAUUGAGCAUGAGCGUUCUUAAAUUUUUGAGUUCCUGAUUCUUACUUAUCUUAGAAUUGUUUAUCAUAGUAACAUAAAAAUUUCUCAAUUCUCAAUUUUUAUACUAUCGGAAUAUUAAAUUUUUUAUAUCUUUCCAUUCUAAUUCUUUUCGUCUCUGGAUUAAUUCUGAAAAUAAUUCCAAUUUAGAAAAAUUCUUCUAGUCUUUUUAUGUUAUUGUAA